CUUUAUGGCAGUGAAACAUGUCCGGUAAGAGUAGAGGAUAUCCGUAGGCUACUAGUAUUUGAUCAUAGGUGUCUUCGAAACAUUGCUCGUAUAUCAUGGGACCAUCGAGUAAGUAACACAGUUGUUAGGAAACGGGUACUAGGUAAGGAUGGCAAAUCGAUUGAUGAAGUAGUGAAACUUCAUCAGUUGAGAUGGCUGGGACACGUGUUACGUAUGCCGAACGACCGACUGCCUCGACCUGCUAUGUUCAGUGGUAUAGGAGUAGGUUGGAAGAAAGCUAGGGGCGGCCAGACCAAAACAUGGCACAAGUCCUUGAAGUCACUGACAAGUGGACUGAGCCAUGUUGGUAGGUGUAGACUACCUGGUUGGGGACCACGAGAUGAUAGCAACCGAUGGUUAGAGACCUUGAAUGACAUGGCUCAAAAUCGUUUGCAAUGGCGCAGGUGCAUCCACUCUUUGUGUUCUCCCAAAUUCUAAUCUCCUGAUUCCUCCUCGUCGCUUUUUUCUCUUCUUAAAUUUAUUUCACUGUAUUAUACUCUUUAAAUAACAUCUCCAAACCCUAAUCUUUUCGAUUACUGCUUAUACUCUUACUACCUCUACCACUACGGGAUUUGAAUCGACUACUGCAUCCCUGUGCUAAUUUGUUAUGGCAACUCGAACUGAUGUACGAUGUACGAAGUUCUAUGUUACUGACUGACUGACUUUCAGCUUUGAACUUCUACGUAUGUCUACUUGUCGGCUCUAAUGCUUAUCUUUACCCGCUUGUUUGCUGUGCAUUCGGUCUGCCCUUGGCUUCCUCUACGCCAGUUCAAAAGUUGUCAAUUGUGUGCCCUUGUUCUUCCUUUCUUGUAUCCUGGCCUUGAUGUCGAUAGAGAUUCAUUCCUUAUGAUGAAGUUUCUCGAGGCCUAGCACCGCCUAACACGUUGAAGUGAGCGCUUUCUUGAUCUCUUUCUAGUUGUUGACUAACUAUGGAUCCAGCCAAAUUAGAAAAAUUGUUUGAACAACAGCUGAAACUGAUGGAGAUGAUUACUCAGGCGCACAUAUCUUCUCGAGUCUCAAUUACACCGACAAUCCCUCAAUCAGUUGAUGGUAUUACCAGUAGUAUUUCAGAAUUUCUUUUGUGAUCCUGACUCCAAUAUUACAUUUGAUACUUGGUUCAGGCGUUAUGAAGACCUUUUCAAAGUUGACUUUCCUGACAGAGAUGAUUCGUGGAAGGUGCGUCUUCUCCUUCGAAAACCUGGUCCAUCCGAGCUGGACAGGUAUUCCAACUUCAUUAUACCGCAGAACCCACGCGACCGUUCCUUCGACGCCACUAUUCAGUUUCUUAGCCAACUUUUUGGUGAUUAUCAUUCACUUUUCAGUACUCGAUAUCGCUGCUUAAAACUGGUCAUGAAUGAGUCCGAUGACUUCUUGACCCACGUCGGCGUUGUUAACCGUGAGUGCGAACGAUUCAAGCUCAGAUCCCUCACUCAAGACCAAUUCAAGUCCCUAGUACUCAUAUGCAGUCUUCAAUCACCAAAUUCUCCGACAUCAGAACUCGGUUGCUUAACCGCCUUGAACAAGACCCAACACUGACACUCAAUGCGAUCAUAGACGAGUACCAACGCGUCACCAAUCUUCAGCGUGACACCACUUUGGUUCAAUCUGGGGGCCAGGGGGGUUCCGAAGUUCAUGCUGUUCAGCACCAAAAAAGUCUUUGAAAUCGACAACCUCGAGUCCUUCGAACGCCAGUGCUGUUUCUGUCUCUAAUCACUCUAAUCACCACAACGGAAGCUGUUUUAAGACUGCAGCCAGAAGCUACGCCAGUUUUUCUCCUCAAACGUACAGUCCCAUACGCAUCUAUACCUCUGGUUGACGCUGAACUUCAGCGUUUGGAAACUGAGGGUGUUCUAGUACCUGUUUCUUAUUCAUCAUGGGCUGCACUAAUUGUGGUUGUAAAAAAUCCAAUUGUUCCAUACGCAUCUGUGCAGACUUUUCCACAGGACUCAACGCGGCUCUACAACAGCAUCACUAUCCGCUGCCGAUCCCAGAUGACUUAUUUACUAUUUUAAAUGGUGGUACCUACUUUGCUAAGCUGGAUCUGGCGGAUGCUUACCUUCAAAUUCCCGUCGCUCUCGAAUCGAGAGAGUUGUUGACAAUCAACUGUCACCGAGGACUUUUUCAGUAUACAUGGUUACCCUUUGGUAUCAAAAGUGCUCCAGCAAUCUUCCAGCAGAUCAUGGAUACUAUUCUGGCAGAUGUUCCUGGUGUUGCUACAUACCUUGACGAUGUCCACAUUGUCGGCUCAACUGCUGAUGAACCGCAUACCAGAAUCCACUUAGUUCUACAACGCCUCCAGGAUAAUGGUUUUCGCCUUCGCCUAGGAAAAUGCCAGUUCUUCUUACGUUCCUUUAAAUACCUGGCGCUUAUCUUUGAUGCUUCCGGACGACACCCUGAUCUUCAAAAUACUUAGGCAAUCCAAGAAAUGCCUGUCCCCACUGAUGUCUCCUCACUGCGAUCAUUUCUGGGAAUGAUUAGCUACUAUUCAGCAUUUCUUCCAUCACUGCAUGACGUACGAUAUCCAUCAAGUCGUCUGCUAGAAAAGAAUGCUGCUUGGGAUUAGUCAACGCAAUGUGAAUCAGCCUUUUCAAAACUUAAAGCCAUGCUAAGUUCCAAUCUACUGCUAACCCAAUACAAUCCGAAACUACCUAUUGUGGUUGCUGCUGACGCUUCAAAACAUGGGCUGGGUGCCGUACUGUCGCAUGUCUUCCCUGACGGUUCAGAGAAAGCGGUGAUGCACGCUUCGAGAACACUAGCACCUGCUGGGAAACUCUACGGCCAGAUCGAGUAGGAAGCGUUAGCCCUGAUUUUUGCUGUCCGGCGAUUCCACAAAUUCAUUUACGGGCGCCGUUUCACCUUGCUCACAGACCACAAGCCGUGGUUAUCAAUAUUUGGAUCAAAGAAAGACAUUCCUGCCCAUUCUGCUAAUUGUCUUCAACGUUGGCCGUUGGCGUUAUUGGGGUGCGACUUCGACAUCUAGUAUCAACGUUCCGAAGAUUUUGGUCAAUCAGAUGCACUGUCCAGACUUAUCAGUAACCAUUCUACCACUGAUGAGGACACACUCAUAGCCAUAAUAUCAACGGAAGAGGAUUCCGGUGCUACACUAUUAGCGAAUGCCGUUCGAGCAAUGCCUGUUACCGCUGAAGAUGUUCGGAAAGCUACUAGAGAAGACCUAAUUAUACAAGAAGCGAUCACCUAUGUUCAGAGCAGAUGGCCAGUUAAGCAACUGAGUGGUGAUAUGCAACAACUAGCGAAUCGUCUCAGCGCCCUCUGUGUUGUUUACGCUUGUCUGAUGUUCGGUGUUUGCGUAGUAAUUCCAACAACCCUACGUUCUAAGGUCCUACGCCAAUUUCACUCUGGACACCCAGGGAUAAACCGUAUGAAAUCCAUCGCUCGGAGCUAUGCAUAUUGGCCGAACAUGGACAAGCAGAUUGUCGACUUCGUCAAAAGAUGUUCACAUUGUCAAAAGCUGCCAAAAAACCCCCUAAGUUGCCUCCAGUACCCUGGCCAAAGUCAGAAAAACCCUGAUCGCGAGUGCAUAUUGACUUCACCGGACCCCUAGAUAGUACCACAUAUUUGAUACUGGUUAACUCCUACUCCAAAUGGCCGGAGAUAUUGCCAAUUGUGCCACACUCUACAACUCGAACCAUCAAACUUAAUCAGAUUUUCGCUCAGCAUGGUCUUCCAGAAACAAUAGUAACAGACAAUGGUUCACAGUUCACAUCUAUCCAUUUCCGAGAGUUUCGCCUGCAAAACUCGAUCAACCAUGUCCAUUCUCCGCCAUAUCACCCGCAAUCUAAUGGACAGGCUGAAUGGUUCGUUGAUACAUUUAAACCAGCCAUGCUUAAAGCAUGAUGGGAGAGAACCACAGAAGAUAUCAUAGAACGAUUCCUAUUUGUGUACCGGACGACCCCGCAUGACUUAUUGCCAAACUUCAAAUCCCCUGCUGAGAUGCUUAUGGGGCGAAAUCUACGGACAGUCCAUGGUGCGAUGACACCCAAGCAAGUGGCCCAGAAAAGGCCCCAGAUGAAGAAUACUCGAAUUCCCUACGAAGUUGGUUCAAAAGUGUAUGCGCGGGAUUAUAGACAUGGAUGUGAUAGAUGGGUAGAUGAUGAAAUCACAAAGAAACAUGGGGAUGUCAUGUAUGAUGUCAAAGUGAACCAAGAAAUCUGGACCAGGCACCACAAUCAACUAAGGCCAAGGGAAACUAAGGAGAAAGAAGCAAUUACAAAACGCAUCCCACUCGACUUGCUGUUGGACACUUUUCAACUUCCGACAGAGACAACUAAUUCAUCUACUCAAGUAGAACAUCCUUCUGGUUCUGGGUGGUUGCCUCAGAGGUCGGACCGCAAACGAAGACACCCAAAGAAUUUUCACGUAAACCCUCGGUUACGUCGGUAUUAUCCUGUUAAGUCUAAUACUAUCCUUAAACGUGAAAUUGUGUCAUUUUCCUAUUGGUCAAUAUUUAUUUCAUGUGUCAUUUCCCUACUGGUCAAUGUUUAUUUCACAUGUCAUUUUCCUGUUGGACAAUAUUUAUAGUAGUCCUAACUGUUUAAAUAUGCAUUUGUCUGUAAAUUCUUAUUCUUCUCCUGACCCCAUAAACGCUUUUCAUCUACGGUUCGUGUUCUGAUAUAUUGGAGUUUGGGAACAGUAUUGCGGUCGUACUGGAAUAUCUGAAGUUGAUCAGUCGGUAGAAAUUAGAGUAGCCACCCGCGGUCCACAAUAGGUUGUCAGAAGGAGCAUCGGCUCCGUGAAUUCCGAAUAAUCUUGACUUUCACUUUGAGGGGUCGUAAUUCUUCUAAAUGGAGAUUCUUCAACUCCCAUGAUAGUCUGAAGUUUCUUCUGGUUUGAGUGUUGUUUGGUAAUGUCGUUUUCUACGAGAUGGAGUUGAUAACCCUAUGCACGACCCUUCUCCUUUACUCGGGUUUGGGAGUGACAUCAACCGUACAAGAGCUACAAACGGAUUUCACCUGAUAUUCGCAACCUGUCACCCAUGCAAGUACCGAUCGAGCUCAACAUUGCUUAUCUCCGGCAAUCGGUCGGUAACAGGCGUUUUCGAUAUUUGUACAGGUGUAUGUUUUUUUUGCUUUCAAGUAGAAUAUGUGUUAGAGGAUGGAACUUUAAUGCUGUAAUGUUACUAUUUAACCAUAAUAUUGUUUUCCAUUUCCAUAGGUAUAAUUUUAUCUCAGUUAAUGUUUUGCAGAUGCUGACAAAACUAUCACCAACUGGAUAAUUGGUUAGACAUCAUCAGAAAGUUCGAAGUUUUUUAAAAAUUAAUAAAUUUGUUUGUAAAGUUUAUUACUUUAGUAAUUUGGAUUACUUUGUUAACUGGUAAAGAAAUCACAUUACUCUUUUGAAGAACGAAGUUCUAAUUAAGUGAAGUGGUAUUUAUAAGAAAUACAUUACCGUUAUUUCUUUUCUAGAGUCUUCCCUCAUUAGAAAUGACCAGAAUUAUGUUAUUAACAAGCAUGUAACGUCAACAAAUUCUAAUUGGGAAUUCUGCCAAUGAUGCAAAAUAUCGAUUUUAAACUGUCACAAAAUGAUUUAGAAUAAUGAGCAACACAAUUAUUGCGUCAAUAUUCGCUUUCCACUUAAAUUAAAUUUCACAUUAUAUUUCAUGUUAACGUCGUAGGUUGAGAACAUUGUUGAGAUAUCUUCCUCGUUAUCGGAAUCGAAUAAUGUCGCCCAAAAAUCACUACAUAAUUGGGACCCGAAUCGCGGUUGUAUUCUUCUUCAAUGUUUGCAGUAUCUACUAGUUAUGUUUGGAGAAUAUGGAUGCUUGCAUUCGGAAUUAAAUAGUUAUUUGCUUUGUUUGUUACCAGUUGUUGAGAAAAUCAAUGGUGUCAUUAUUUCCUUACGCCGUAGUCUGUUUCUGCUCAUCAUAUUUUGAUUCUAUUAGCUGGCCUUUUGAUAUUAAGUGGAACGAAUGCAUCGUGCAAUUACUUGAAGCUGUAUGUUCGUUAGAAUACUCUGUAUCAAACUUAGAAUUGUUUAGCUUCUUUUGGAGUUCUGUUUAUCCUGCGUUUAAAAAGGCUAUUUCUAGACAGAAUACCAAAUGUGCUCCUAUACCCGUGAAUCUAUUAUCGAUCCUAUCCAAAAUUGCACUAUAUUUUAUUCGUUUAUCCAAUAUCUGUUUUUCAUACUGGAGCGAACAUAAAUCGACCAUCUAUCUUCUUGAUCCCGCUGACCUAUUUGAUUUGUUCACAAUGAAUCCGUCUAUAGAUUUUUCGUUUCAUUUUAGUAUUAUGAAAGCAAUUUUUGGCACAUCUAGUACAAUUAAAGAAUUGGUUAUCAUUCUUAGCUCAAGUAAAAAGGAAACUUCUACAGUUGCUUGGUUAUUCUUCGUCGCUUUACUAACGUAUUGUUUGUUUGUUAGGACUGUAAAUUCGUUUUCGACAGAAAGUCAUGAUGAUUUCGUCUUUCCGUCUUUUAUAAGCGAAAUUCGUGCUUAUCUGCCAAAGCAAAUAACCAUUUCAACAAUCUCCAAUUUAGAUCCUGAGACCAUUUUCAUUAAUAUAGCUGCUUAUUUCGAUGAACUCUCUGUAAGUCAUUUACCUUUAUCCUGAUUUCUAACUUUUUAAUCUAGUAGUUUACACGUUUAGGAAAGACAUGACUUAAAAUCCUAAGAAUCCUAAGUCACUGAAAUCACCACUAAUUCAACCACACUUUGGCUGUUCUGUCAUAAUUGAAAUUUAACUGAAGGUCUGAAUCAUUGGAUUAUUCAGAUGUAUCCCAUAAAUCAUAUGGUCGAAAUACCGAAUUCAAUGCAUGUUAGCACACUAUUACUUAGUUCAGACUUUCAGUGACAGCUGUAGUUCAUAGAGAGAAAGAUAACAAGACUUCAUUUUUAACUCUUCAAUAAUAUGCACUAACCUCCCUCCCCCAUCAUUAGCUGUCGCGAAGAGUUACGAAAAUCAACAUUAAAAUUCUUUCGUGAAUAGAGUAAUACAUUUUUGUCAGUCCUGAAAUGCCCUGGUACGAGCGAGUGGGAGAGUCAGCUCUCCCACUCCAAAUGCUCUCAAGUGUCCAUGUGCAUACAAUCACUGCCAGGGAAGUUCUACUCACUACCUUCUCGUAUUGGGAGUAUUGUUUACGAAAUUGAGAGGACGGAAAUCGAAUGUAUGGCGCUUUAACGGGGUCGGUGGAUACGGAGGAUCCACCUAGGGGAGUUGGAAAACCCUGAUUCCAAACCAAUGGUGUACAUGCGCUCCAGGAUCCUUAGGAAACGAAUGGAGUAUGAACCAAUUGUUGGUCACCGACUUCCAUGGGACUGCAUCUCCUCACGUUGCGCCACUGCCUUGUGGAUUAGACCUUUAGGUCAAAGGUCUGGGAAAGCCACCUGUUUCGGUUCGGGCACUCGGGUAGUAUCCCAGCCCUCACAAAAAUCAAAUGAUUUAUAUGGCUCAUAUCCGUUUGGUACCUCCUUGUAUCAAUGUUUAUGUGUUUAAAUGAAUAAUAAAUAAAUAAAUGUUUCAAUGGUUAAAAUCAUGAGUCAAUUGAAGCUAGACCACCAUGGAAAACCUGGAAGCACUGGAUAACCGUUUCGUUCUAUUGUGGGACUCCUCAGCAGUGCGGAUGUUUGUCAAUCUGUUUUUUUGAACGACCAAACUCCAUAUUCAGCAUAUGUUGCUAGAAACUACUUUCUUGAAGUCUUGUUGACACAACUCAUAUCACUCAGUUGCUUCCGCUACAAAGACUAGUAAUAAGCACUGUAUAAUCUUUGUUUCUCGGCAAUUAACAUCAUUAGGUCCUAAUCAACUUGUUUAUAUAAAAGUUUGUUAAAAUCAUAUAAUAUUAUUACAAAUUUGAAAUGAAUGUCUUCAUUAGUAUCACGGAAUUAAUGUUUUCCGCUGUAACAAAAUUUGUUUAUUUAGUCAUCGAAAAUAAGAAUAUUUUUGUUUUUCUACCCUCAGAGUACUUAAAGAUUCAUUUAAACAUUCACCAUCAUUUUACUAUAAACCCUUGAAAGAUGCUAAUCUUGUAUAGCAUUUUGCCAACUUGGUUCCUUAUAUACUCUUCUAUGAGUAAGUGAAAGUGCACGUUCCCAUUCCUAAAUUUAGAUAACGAUUUCCAUGAUCCAAAGAUUGGAAUUAUUUGGCAUUCACUCGUAAGUUAGUUUUAGCACGUCACCAUCUAUUGUAAAAAUUUGAUAAGGCAUAGUGAAAUUAGGUGUAGCAAUACUAAUAAAAAUGUUUUAGUAAUAAUAAGUCUCUCCACUGAUACGCUUAAGCUGUCUCCUUAACCAGUUCCAAUAUCUCCAACUACUUCUACCCAUCAACUGGAACACUAGAGAGGUGUGUAUCGCGAGUGAAAGCUUCACCCCAAGGUUGUUUCAUGUACAGAAAAACGAGGGUAUUUGUAGAAAUGCACACGACCUUGGGCCGGGUUUCUGGAACCAUAUUAAAUAUAGUUGUUGUUGUAGUCAGGGUUAUUAUCCAAUCAAAACUGUAACUCAUAAUUCUGCAUUUCCUAGAUGUUUCUGCGAAGAUUCUGUUCAACGCUGACUGGAUUAAACGUCUCCGGGCUUCUAGGGACUUUGACGAGGGAUAUUUGUGGGACUCCUCCAAUAUUACAUGUACUUUUGAUACAGUAGCGUUUUGUUUAAUAUUUCAUGUGCCAUCUGACAUGUAUUUGUCUUUUAACCUUUUCAUUUGAUUAUCUGUAGACAUUUCAAGCUCGGAUGUUAUUCAAAUCUGUUUUUGUUGAAUAUAUUGGUCGAUUAAGUGAGUUUAUUUGUACAUGUUGCUCUGUGUCCAGUUCUGCACAGGAAAGUGGUUUUGGGUUGAGUCACACGACACAGAACAGUUUCUUAAAACCGGAGGAUUUAUGUGGAAGCGGUUAUCGAGUGGCAGGGAUGUUAAUUCGUCACUGUUCAAUGUUACUUUAUUCUCCAGUCACUACCGAAGGCUCAGUAUCAAGCUUUGAGAAAUUGGUGAAUCACUUUUUUCUUCCACGACAGUUAUACGAAACACAGGAUUCUAACAGAUUUUCUACUCUCAACGAAUCCAAUAUAUUCCCAUGUUAUGUUAUGGAGUCCAUGCAAGAGCAGCUACCUGAACUUACACGUGGUAUUGCUCAAUUAAAUUGGAAAAGUGAUCCUUAUCUAUGUCGCAUAAUAAAAGACAUUGUCAAAAUACAUUAUAAACACCUUGGUCCAGGAGCUAUUGCCUUUUAUAUCUUUUUUUUUUAAAUUAUUUAGUCAAUGGUACUAAAUAGCCCUACAUUGGAUUUUCGGACUCAUAUUUUGCAGUUUGCCACUUACGAUCAAAUUAUCUAUCUGACUGAGAGUAAAGCUUUGUCCGUUUCUGGUUGUGAACAAAUCACAUAUCAGCGCAACAUUCUGUCUAAUGUAGGUCUCAAAGUUCUAUUUUUCAAAGCUUUGGUUUCAUAACUAACCAGUUUUCUCUACUUGACAUUUUCAUGUUAUUAUUCUUAACAACUCAAACUUUUUUGAAAAUUCGAUCCUUUUCUAAAUGAUCUCGUUUAUUGAAUUAAGUGCCUUCAUAUGCCUCUGCAAAUUUGUCAGAUUAGAAUUGGAUUUCCUUGCAUUUUCUUCCUUUGAAAACAGUAGUUAAAAGGCAAUCAAUGUACAAUAGCAUUGUUUGCAGCGUGAUUCGUGGUUAGAUUCUGUGUAUUACAUUUCCGUUGACUACCUUAUAAUAAGACUAUCGCUGUAAGAGACAUUACUGUACAUCUUUGAUCUGAAAUGAAUUUCUGAAUGAAUGGAAUGAAAUGUCAUCCCGAAGUCAUGACAUGGGGAUGUCAUGACUUAAAUAGAGGACACUUGAAGUUCUCAUUAGUAUGCACAAAAAAUGACAUUAAUUUUAAAAGGCUUUCAAACUCAAAAUAUCAUACAAGAAACAACAUUUUAGCUUGAUGUCGUGUGUUAAUAAGAUAGGUGGUUUUUAUAUAAUCACUAACUUCAAUAAUCAACUCGCGUUACCCCUUUGUUUGAUAAUGUUUUUGGCUAAUGUUUUUCCAAAGAUCAGAUUAAUCUGUAUUUCCCCAACUUAAGUAUAAAUUUGACGGCUUAGUAAUCUAAAUAUUUGUGAUAUUAAAAUUAUUUUCUUGUAACAUUUGUAGCUGACUCUAAAAAGUCUUACCAACGAUAUCCCCCGUCUUUCGAUUAUCCGUAUUCAAGAUUAGGGUAAAUGAAUGUCAGUUCUCCCAUAUACCAUCGCAAAAUCUAUGUUUUAAAUUCGCUUAUCUGAGAACCUUAUGAGAUCUUCGACUGGUCUAUAUGAUGUUGUUGUCCUACUCUAGUCUUAAAGUAGCUUUAAGUCACUGGAUCCUCAUUAAGUCGUUUAUAUCUUCCCUUGUUAGGUGUAAUCAAGACGGGAAAGAACUAGCCUAAUAAACUCUGUUGUUAUCGCCAAAUACUUCCUGACUGAUUGCAGCCAAUAUCUAGUAGAGAAGGAAUAGAUGCGUAAAUUGGGGAUGUUUCAAACUUGACGUUUUCUUCAACUCGCCUUUGCUAUUUCACCUCUGUUUUUAUUAGUUAUUCUAUCAAUAAGUUAUCAACGAUAUUGUAAAUCUCAUGACUGCUGUCUUUUAGCGUGAACAAAGUUCAAUCACAAUUAAUUAUGCCAUUGAGUGUAUGGUUUUAAAUCAGUUUCUUAUUGCCAUCGUGUUCUGUUGCUACCAAUUUACUGAUUAAUAUUCUAUAUUUUUAGUGGUCGAAUAUGUUCUAUUACUAUGUAGUUAUUAUUUCACAUGCGUUUAUCUGAUUAUUAUUCGAAAUCGGAGUUAUUGCAAAUAAUUUCUUCUCCUUUAAAUUAGUGGGUGGAUUUCGCAUAUUCAAUAUACUCCAAUACAUAUUCAAGUGGUAUUUACCUGAGGUUAGUUGUCGAACUCUCUUCCAGACAUCUCCAUCCUUUAAAUGAAUUGCUUUUUUAUCAUCAGUAUAUAUUUGUAUAUAUAUCAUAUCGGUUGUAUGAGACAGGACAUUUAAUACGUACUGAUAAGACACGUUAGUAUGCCGUUUUUUAUUACGUAGACAAACAACUAGGCAACGCUGCGGACAUACUUCCUGUACUCAAAUCUACUGCCAUAUUUUUUUAUGUUUGAUGGUAGCUAGUAGUGUGACAUCUCAUAGUUCAUAAGUCAUUUUACCAAGUACCCGAAAAUGAGCUGUCUAACAAUCAUGUAAUGAGAACUAAUUUACUAUUCAUAACUAGACACUACCGGUGUUACGAAUAGAAAACGGAGUGACUCGCAUAUCAUAUCGAGUGUACUAAUACCUAAAGAUGGACUUGUAGUUUAGAUGUUUUUCAGGACUUACUUUAGUAAUAACUAAUGGGUCGUAAUUGAUGGCGAAAACAAUCGGGUAAUGUCGCUAGUUCGAACAUGAUAGAAGCCAACUAGCCAGAGUAUCGAACUCCAUACGGUCAGUGAGUUGAAUUGUAAUCAUAAUUAUCAGAUCCCGAAAAUAAAUGUAAAUGGUAACUUAGCUUUAUGAGAAGAAAUUAAGGUGCCUGGCAAAAGUAUUUACUGAAAAUCAAUUUACCCAAACUGUUGCAUCUAUUACUCUGUAAGUUGAGUAAGUAUACUGUUAAAUGUAUUUUUUCUAAGGUUAUCUAGUGGUGGAUAGUAUGCAUCCAGACACUAGUGCAACUAAGUAAUUUUCACUACUAAUUGUUGUGAUUUUCUUAUACGUUACCUACCUAAUCGACAACCAGCUAACAUUAUCCAACAAGAAUCUCGAUUAUAAAUCUUUCUCGUCUACAGACUAACGUCCUAUGGUUUGGAUAAUUGAAACACCUCGACGGACAAGGAAUAACCUACUGGUCCACAACACGCACCUGUUCUGUCCUUGUAUUUAGUCCGAAGUAAAAGGAUAUAAUGAGAAGCAAGCUUCUAUCAUCAUAUUUCAUUCACUCAGGUGAACCGCAGUCCGUUGUCCAAAACCAAUAUGGGGAAUAUGAAAGUAUUGUAAUCAGGUUAUUUAAUAUACAAAAUAAAAAUAUGUAAUAAUAUUCCCUAAAAUAGAUCCAAAAGUCAACAUUUUCUCGGUAUUUGAUUCUUUAUAGUAGUACUGAAAGCUUCUUUUGAGUUUUGGUCGCUUACUUAAUAAUUUGUCUCUGUAUUAUUAUAUGUUCUAGUUGAGAUCAGUACAAACAUCAAUAUCCAGACAUCUAAAGGUUUUUUGCUUUAUUUAUUAAGAGAACAUUUUCAGAAAUGUGAUCGUAUUCAUACAAUUUUGAAAUUACAUAUAUUCCCUGCGUAUCAUUCCUUUUUUUUUUACAGUGAUGCUCCAUUUUUAGUUUGCCCUAUUCUACUGUCAAACACCUUAAAAGAUUUAACUAGCGCAUUGAAUUCUGAUAGUCGCAAACACAGUAUACAUAUUCUUAAAACGUAUAAAGAAGCGGUCACAUCGGUAGCUUGUAAAGAAACAAGAUCUCGUAUCCUUGAGCUCUGCUGUAACCUGGAUAAGAAAACCAUGGACCCUUCAUGCACUCUUGUCGCAUAUUUUGGUCUAAAAUAGUAUUUCUUUCAGCCUGUUCACAUUAGUGAGACACGAAUUAUGUGUAACGCACCCUAAAAAUGAUAUUUACAUUCAAUAAAGUUUUUUAUCACUUCGUCUUAAUGAUUGUAUGGGAAUUAUAAAUCGGAUAUAUAUGGCGCCUUUUCGAAACUUAUCUCUUUGUUACAAUUGUCUCAUCCCACCGAUUUCGUUCUCCGGCGGUAAGGUCUCAACAGGUUGUCCCUUCGGCACUGCGGUCACGCUCUCAGAUCACUAAAACCAACUCUAGCCCAAUUUCCUUCUCAAGUACCUCUAGAAGAACCCUUCUACGGUGUGGGCAACCGGGAAGUGAUAACCGCCCUCAUACCUUUAACAGCACUCAAGACCACUGUAUUCAUAAUCAACCUCACUCUUCAAUUCCUAUCAUCCCUCCUACAUCGACUUUCAAGCCUAAACUUCCUCCUCAAGUGUCACCAUAGCCGACGAUUCUAGUGCGCAAAACACUGUCUCAGGUCUACUGAAACCUCGCUCAAAACUACACAUUGGAGCCUUCAGAGUACUCACCCUAUGUCAAAUCGAUCAGUAGGCCUCCUUGGCUAAAACCCUAGAACCUCGUACCAUUGAUGUAUGCUGUGUCUCUGAAACACACAUACAGGAUCCUAGUGUGAUCAUUCACUUUACCUCACCUAGCCAGAACGGGGAGCCAACGAGAUACGCGCCUCGUUUAUCUGGCGACCCGAUGGCAGAUUCUCGUGGACUAGCAAGUGUAGGCAUAGCACUAAACAUGAGGGCGGAACAACCACUGUUAGAGUGGAUCCCCGUUAACAGUCGUUCAUGUGUUGUUCGGCUAAACGGCCCCGUAAGAACUCGGAAGGAUAGGGACACACGUCGUUGCCUUUUUGUCGUUUCUGCCUACACUUCCACUGACUGUAGCUCGGAUGAACUGAAAGAUGAAUUUUAUAGAAAGCUCUCUGAACUUCUUCAGAAAGCUAAACGUUCAGAUAUAGUACUCGUAGUAGGUGACUUGAAUGCCCAGAUCGGUAGUUUAAACCAAACAGAAAGGCAUUAAGGUGCGUGUUUUAGUACUCCGGCUCAGCGAACAGAUAAUGGUGAUCGUCUUCCUCAACUGUCCUCAGAAAAUCGUUUAUCUAUAGUAAUCACUAAUUUAAGCAGAGACAUCGGAGAGAGCACUAUUUUAAGCAUAAGAAGAUACAUCGUCUAACAUGGCGACCCCAUACACCAUAUUGCCAUCAUUCAUCGUUGGAGAGGGUCGGUAGAAGGUUGUCGCUCAUUCUGGAGUACCUGCUUGGACUCAGACCAUGCCCUAAUACGAGCACGCAUCUGCUUGCGCCUCACUGGACGCAAGAAAGUCACAUUAAAAAGACCUACUAGAACUGAAAUGAGUAACGAGAAAACCAAAAGUAGGUUCCAGGAACAACUGAGGUCACACUUAGGUAGUUCUGAAAACGAGGCUGACCCAGAUGUUGCUUGGAAAGAUAUACAAGCAGCUGUGGAAACAGUAGUGACAUCUACCAGUAAUUUAAACCACAAGGUUACAAAGAACCAAUGGAUUUUUCAAGGUCUAUUAAACUGAUGGGUUCUCGUAAACUCAUACCAUCAGGUUCUGAACACGAUGAAGAGCGUAAACAAAUCAGAUCUAGGUUAAGCAAAAGUCUAAGGAACGACCAUGAGCAGUAGUGUGCAACGAAAGCGAAAGAGAUGGAAAAGGCGGCGGCUAUAGGUAACACAACACAGCUCUACAGACCAAUAAAAGAAACUGGAAUUAAUAAGUCAAAUGUAAGUCAGAGUAUUUCGAAAAAGACGACACUUAUCUGUUCUCAGACCAGACGUUUAGGAAGAUGGGCGGAACACUUUAGAGAACAGUUCAGCUACUCUACCAUUCCCAGACAGUGUGAAUAAAACAUUGAAGUAGGUCCCCCAACUCUGGCUGAAGUUCAAGAGGCUAUAGCUAUUCUGAAACGAGGAAGGGCAGAUGGAUUGCCUCCAGAGGUCUUUAAGGAUGGUGGUCCAAUUCUAGCAAUUAGGUUGACUAAUAUUUUAGCUAAAAUCUGGGAGUUCGACGUAAUCCCACCUGACUGGUCACAAUCACUGAUUGUCCCAAUAUAUAAGAAUGGAUCAAAAUCAUCCUGUGAUAACCAUAGAGGGAUUAGUUUGACUAAUAUAGCACCUAAAAUACUAGCCUCAAUAAUCAUCGGACGCUUAACUAAGAUUCGUGAACUGCACACACGAGAGAAUCAAGCUGGCUUCAGACGUGAUCGUGGCUGCAUCGACCACAUAUUCACCAUUCGUCAAGUUCUAGAACACAGGCAUACUUAUCGGCGUCCGACAAUGGUGGUCUUUCUUGACUUGAAAGCAGCAUUUGACUCUAGAGACCGAGAGGUUCUGUGGCAGUAUCUGUCAUUGAAAUGUGUACCUCAGGAGUGCGAUUUUGCAACUUCUCCAUUCCUGUUCAAUUUCAUCGUAGGCCUACCGCUGGGAAUAACGUUCUCGUCAUCUGAAUUUUCAGGAAUUGGUCUUCUUCCAGGAGGUCCACUUAUCGACUUAGAAUAUGCAGAUGACAUAGUCCUGUUUGGUGAAGACGCUGACAAAAUGCAGAGUCUUCUGGUAGCACUGAGCAACAAUGCCGGAAUUUUUGGGAUGCGUUCCCCCCUCUAAAUGCAAGUUGUUGCUUUAGAACUGGCCUGUGUCAACA
This is a messenger RNA of Schistosoma haematobium, 15215 nucleotides long. RefSeq lists its product as uncharacterized. The transcript is spliced from 9 exons. The record is from RefSeq and is a predicted model, not a curated record. Bases 5877 to 6605 code for a protein of 242 amino acids. Lineage: Eukaryota; Metazoa; Platyhelminthes; Trematoda; Strigeidida; Schistosomatidae.